Messenger RNA from Arachis duranensis, 916 nucleotides. Its product is annotated as lectin 9. Gene Ontology annotation, molecular function: carbohydrate binding. The record is from RefSeq and is a predicted model, not a curated record. The coding region runs from base 28 to 891 and encodes 287 amino acids. Lineage: Eukaryota; Viridiplantae; Streptophyta; Magnoliopsida; Fabales; Fabaceae. The transcript has a single exon.
UCCGAUCCAGACAUCAUUCAUUACAACAUGGCUUUCUUCAGCUCAAAAUCAUAUCUGCCACUUUCUUCUCCACUCAAAAUCUUCAUCUCUUUGCUCUUGCUUCAAUUAUUUAACAAUAGUGUUAACUCACAAUUCCCAACACCGCCGGACUAUGAAUCCGUUGACUUCGGCGUCUCCUCUUUCGACCCCAACGACCCAAACCUAGGCAUUUUUUCCGGUGCCUCAAUAUCCAAUGCCGGAAUUCUACACUUGACUGAAACUGAUUACCAAGGAAAAGCACUUCAAAACAGUGUCGGCCGGCUGGUGCAUGGAACACCGGUGCAUAUCUGGGAUAGAAAUACCGGAAAUCUCGCGGACUUCACUGCAGGGUUUGCUUUUGCAGUAAACCCUGGCGAUUCAGAAGUCCGCGGGGAUGGAUUCGCUUUCUUCCUUGGACCACUAAGACAGGAUAUACCCCAGAAUUCCACUGGAGGGUAUCUUGGUCUUUUCGACCCUAAAACAGCGUUAGACCCAAGCAAGAACCAAAUCUUAGCUAUUGAGUUCGAUACUUUCCCUAACGAAUGGGACCCUCCUGCAGCAACGAUAACUCAAGCCCCUCACGUUGGAAUCGACGUUGGAUCUGUUAAGUCGGUGGCGACGGCGAACUGGCCGGCUUAUUCCAUUCCGUCAUUUGCGGUUGGGUCAGCGAGCAUAAACUAUAACUCUGAAUCGAAAAGGUUGAGUGUGUUUGUGAGUUACCCUGGGAUAAGCAAUGCCACCGUCUCACUCUCCGCCAAUGUUGAUUUGAGGAGUGUUUUGCCGGAAUAUGUGAGGGUUGGUUUCUCUGCCGCCACCGGUGAUGUGGUUGAAACGCAUGACAUUUUUAGCUUCUAUCUCGAAAAUGCCCUAUAGAUUCAGUACCAGAAUUGGAGUGGUU